AUGCCAAUUAAAGCAGUGGGAGCCCUCGUUAUGGAGGAGAGGAGUAGAGGCAAGCCUAAUCUGUCUUGGGUCUAUGAGUUUCAUCAACAGGUGGUAAGUAAAGCACAAGGCCCAAGUUCGAUAUGGUUUCAUCAACAGGUAGUAAGUGAUGCACCAGGUCCGAGUUCGAGCUUGCAUAUUCGGAACUCUUCAAAUGAACUUGAUUGUGCUGUUAGCCUUUUGCAAUUGGCAGCACAGUCCGAACAAGUAACUCAAGCUACCCGUGUUGGAAAUGGUAAUGAAGAUGUUGGUUUAGAAGUUCAAGAAUGUUCUAGACCAUCCGAACCCCAUCCAUCAUUUGAAGAAGUCAAAUCUUUCGAGGACUUUUGUAUUCUGCUCGAUAGAGUCGAUAUUGAGCAUGAAUUAAAAGCUGAUGUUAGAGUGGGUUACUACAAACUGUGUUUGUAUAGGAAAGAAUUUCUUCAUCCAGAAGAUGUGUAUAGCAAGUUAGUGGUGGGUCUGAUUCGUGAAACCGUCAAGAUUGGUGAUGAGAUGAAGAGGUGCAAGCUCACCACGGUUAAGGAAGUGUUUGAAAAAUGGAAUAAGAACCUGAAAGCUUUAGAGUAUCGUGGCAUGAAAGUUAGGUUUUUACGUGAUAAAUUAAUCACACUUGCAAGACUUGUGCUUGAAUCAGAAGGUGCUGCGGACAUAAAGCAGCAUACGGAGGCAACAAAUGAAUGUAAGCGGAUUAAAGAUGAGUUGAAGAAACUUGCAGCAAAGCACAACGAGCUGACGGAGAGUGCUAAAAAAUUCGAGGAGGUUUCUGGUGCCUUGAAACAGAAAGUUGAGAGGUAUGAAGUCAGGUUCAAGGAGGUGGCUAAUAGACCAUGGUAG
Molecule: messenger RNA, 873 nt
Organism: Helianthus annuus (common sunflower)
Lineage: Eukaryota; Viridiplantae; Streptophyta; Magnoliopsida; Asterales; Asteraceae
Product: B3 domain-containing protein Os01g0234100
Exons: 4
Coding region: 1-873 (290 amino acids)
Source: RefSeq, a predicted model, not a curated record